Messenger RNA from Opisthocomus hoazin, 912 nucleotides. The record is from RefSeq and is a predicted model, not a curated record. Lineage: Eukaryota; Metazoa; Chordata; Aves; Opisthocomiformes; Opisthocomidae.
AUGGUUCCUCACGAUCCAAAGGCUCAGAUCUUUGCUAUGGAGAUCAUCCAGAGCUCAGGGAAACAAAACUUUAACCAGCUGCAGAGCUUCUCCAAGCAACUAGAGAACUUCAACAAUUGGCUUCAUGAAGGUGUGAGAAACAAGGUGGCUGGGCAAGCUGAGGUUAAUAUACUGUGGGCAGCGCACCAAGUACAUCAUAGUUCUGAAGAUUACAACUUAUUCACAGCCUUGAGACAAUCUGUACUGCAGAAAUACACCUCCUGGAUUUUCAAUUUGCCCAUGGCUCUUUUCAUUCCUCCUUCAGUGUUUGCUGUUCAUCUGCAGUUUAAUCUACUUUACCAGUUUUGGAUACAUACAGAGGUUAUCACCAACCUUGGGCCUCUGGAGUGGAUACUUAAUACUCCCAGUCAUCACAGAGUUCAUCAUGGCAGAAAUCCUUACUGCAUUGACAAAAAUUACGGCGGCACACUCAUUAUCUGGGACAGGAUAUUUGGAACUUUUGAGGCAGAAGACGCAAAAGUUGUAUACGGCUUAACACAUCCAGUAAAUUCAUUUGAUCCCAUCAUGCUCCAGUUACGUCCCUUGGUUCUUAUUUGGAACACGUUUUGGGCCACACCUGGAUUCUGCAAUAAGCUUUCUGUCAUAUUCAAAGGGCCAGGCUGGGGACCAGGCAAACCUAGACUUGGCCUUCCUGAGGAAAUCCCAGUGAUCACUGGAAAAGAAGUUCCCUUUAAUCCAAGUAUACCAGCUUAUUACAACUGCUAUGCGGUUGUACAUUUUGCUGUAAUAACGGACUUGUAUACUGAACUUCUUGGUACUGUGGCUAUGUUAUCACAGGGAACUGUUGUCCUGAGAAUUGGCUUUAUCAUUCUGUCCCUGACUUCUUUCGGGCUGCUUAUGGAGAACAGGUAA